UCCUAUAAACUGAGUUAUUUUAUACAGGCGAGUGAUAAUCAUCGCUGCCUAGUCACAUGAUUCUUCUUCUUCUGCUGCUACCAUAUUUGAUAAGCUCACACAGAAGAGCAGAGGCAAACAGAUCUUCUACUCCCAAAAAAUAAAAAAAUGAGUUCAACCCAAACCCAUCUUUGUGAUCAUGACAAUCACGCUGUUCCCAUAGUUGACUUGUCUCUCCUGCACCAAACUGAUCCCCACACAAAAUCUCUACUCAUCGAUCAAAUCCACCAAGCAUGCCUACAAAUGGGUUGCUUUCAGAUUGUUAAUCAUGGGAUAAGUGAAUCGGUGAUAGAAGGAGCUUUAGAUGUGAAUUCAGAGUUCUUUGAUAUGCCAAUUGCAAACAAGGAAGAGCUCAUGUCUGAUGAUAUAUACAAGCCGGUGCGAUUCAGUACGGUUCAGGGCAACAGUCCAAUUGAGGGCCAAUUUUUUAUAAACUUCCUUAAGCUAUAUGCUCAUCCUCUUGAAGAUUUUGUGGCAUUAUGGCCUAAUAAUCCUCCUCAUUACAGAGAAAAGAUGGAAAUGUACACCAAGGAGGUGAUGAAACUAAGCAUUGAAGUACUUGGAGCCAUUAUGGAGAGCUUAAACUUGGCUCCGACAUACCUAAGAGACAAAUUGGAGCAAGGAUUCCAAAUGAUGGGCAUCAAUAGCUACCCACCAAGUUCCCAAACAAAUGUCAAGAUUGGUGUAGUGUCUCAUACAGAUCAUAGCAUCAUCACAAUUCUCCUCCAAAGUUGCUCAGGCCUUCAUGUCGUGGACACCAGUGGCAGUAGCAGUGGUGGUGACGGUGCUUGGAGGGUUGUCCCUGAGAUGAAGGGCACCUUGGUAGUCCUUGUUGGAGAUCAUCUACAAGUAUUGAGCAAUGGUAUCUACAAGAGUGUGUUACACCGUGCAGUCCCGAGCACAGAUGAAACCAGGCUGUCCAUAGCUAGUUUUCACAAUCUAGCCAUGGAUGAAGUGGUUGAGCCUGCUCCAGAGCUGAUGGAUGAAGAGCACCCAAAAGGGUACAGAGGAAGUAGCUUCCAAGACUACAUCAACCAUCUCUAUUCUAAAAAAGAAAAAACCUUCAUUGAGACUCUUAGAUUGAAUUGACAUAUUUGUGAUAGAUGAUGUGGUCUCAAAUUCUACUGCUUGAUUGACAUUGUAUUGUGUACUUUUAUAGAAAUGAUAUGCAUACAAAUUGUGUUUUCACUUGCA
Messenger RNA from Camellia sinensis, 1233 nucleotides. The record is from RefSeq and is a predicted model, not a curated record. NCBI's taxonomy places the organism in Eukaryota, Viridiplantae, Streptophyta, Magnoliopsida, Ericales, Theaceae.